CUAAUUUCAGCCUCAGCAAUGCACGAAUUCAUUUCUCUGUAAUUCUCAACUCCAUAAAUAAAAAUAAAAAUUAACAACAAUAAAAUUCCCCAAAUUUCACUUCAAAUUAUUCAGAUCCAAUUCACAAUCAGUCAGUCAUGGUUUCAUCUGCCAAACUCAAAUCUGUUGAUUUUUACAGGAAAAUUCCAAGGGAUUUGACUGAGGCAUCACUGUCAGGUGCCGGCUUGUCUAUCAUAGCAGCUCUUUCCAUGAUGUUUUUAUUUGGAAUGGAACUACAUAAUUAUUUGAGCAUCAGUACGUCAACCUCUGUCAUAGUUGACAGAAGCCCUGAUGAUGAUUUCUUAAGGAUUGAUUUUAAUCUUAGUUUUCCGGCUUUAUCAUGUGAGUUUGCAUCCGUGGAUCUGAGUGAUGUACUGGGAACUAACAGGCUAAACAUAACAAAAACAGUCCGCAAAUAUUCAAUUGAUAAACAUCUACGAACUACUGGCUCUGAGUUUGACUCUGGACCAGUUGCUAAUAUAGUGAAACACGACGAUGAAACUGAUGAGGAAUAUGGCGAAGGAUCUGUUACUCUAAAUGCACGCAAUUUUGAUAGGAUUUCUCAUCAACAUUCAAUCUUGGUUGUAAAUUUCUAUGCUCCUUGGUGCUAUUGGAGUAAUCGCCUGAAACCCUCAUGGGAGAAGGCAGCCAAAAUUAUCAGAGAAAGGCAUGAUCCAGAAAUUGAUGGCCGUAUCAUUAUGGGGAAAGUUGACUGUACAGUGGAAGUUGACCUGUGUAGAAGUCACCACAUACAAGGUUAUCCAUCUAUACGCAUAUUCCGUAAGGGCAGUGAUGUCAAGGAUGAGCAUGGGCACCACGAGCAUGAAUCAUAUUAUGGUGACCGAGACACGGAUACCUUGGUGAAUACAAUGGAAAGCCUGGUUGCACCAAUUGCAUUGGAAUCGGUGAAUCUGUCCUUGGAGGAUAAAUCUGGGACAACUACAGAGGAUGCAAAAAGACCUGCUCCACGUGAAGCAGGGUGUAGAAUUGAAGGGUUUGUACGAGUCAAGAAGGUUCCUGGUAAUCUAGUAAUCUCAGCCCGUUCAGGGUCCCACUCUUUUGAUGCUUCCGUGAUGAACAUGUCACAUGCAAUUUCUGCUUUUUCUUUCGGUAAGAAGCUCACUCCAAGAGUGAUGAGUGAUAUUAAGAGAAUACUACCUUACAUUGGUGCAAGCCAUGAUAAGUUGAAUGGCAAGCAAUAUCUUACCAACCCAGAAGAUCAUGCAAAUGUUACGGUAGAGCAUUAUCUUCAAGUUGUGAAGACCGAGGUAAUGAGGUCAUCUCAUCAGUUAGUUGAGAGUUACGAGUAUACUGCUCAUAGUAGCUUGAUACAUGCGUAUUCUGUCCCUGUUGUGAAGUUCCAUUAUGAGCCAUCACCAAUGCAGGUCCUGAUAACAGAAAAUCCCAAAUCGUUUUCUCAUUUCAUUACCAACGUUUGUGCCAUUAUUGGUGGUGUUUUCACGGUUGCCGGGAUAGUGGAUUCAAUUCUACACAAUACAUUGAGACUGGUGAAAAAAGUUGAAUUGGGGAAGAACUUUUAGUCGAUGUAAAGAAUUUUUAGCAUCAACCCAUCCCAUGAUCCCAGAUUAUUUUAGGUUUUAACUAUAUAAAUCUGAAUAAUAUAUAUUGUUAGAAAAUUUUGGAAUUACAACCAUCUACCAAAAGAGAAAUUGUACUUCAAAUUCCCUAGAAAAUUUAUGUCCUGAUCAUCGCUUCAUCUUAGGACAGGAAACAAGAUGAAAAGAUGGUGUAUCCACACAAUUAAGAUACAUGCAAUGUUUAAUCA
Erigeron canadensis is the source of this 1825-nucleotide messenger RNA. Its product is annotated as protein disulfide isomerase-like 5-4. The coding region runs from base 138 to 1580 and encodes 480 amino acids. The record is from RefSeq and is a predicted model, not a curated record. Lineage: Eukaryota; Viridiplantae; Streptophyta; Magnoliopsida; Asterales; Asteraceae. Gene Ontology annotation, cellular component: COPII-coated ER to Golgi transport vesicle; endoplasmic reticulum. The transcript is spliced from 15 exons.